This is a messenger RNA of Striga hermonthica, 881 nucleotides long. NCBI's taxonomy places the organism in Eukaryota, Viridiplantae, Streptophyta, Magnoliopsida, Lamiales, Orobanchaceae. The record is from the annotation of a GenBank genome assembly.
CCGUAAUGGCGCCCAUUUCAUCAACGACAUCCCUUCUAACCUCCCCAAGUGGAGUGAUAAAUUUAUUUUUGUUCGACCUGACGCCCCUUUCCCAUUGCCUUCCAUUCCUUGGGUCAAGGAAGUCUCGCGAGAGGCGGCCUCGGCCCCUCCUUCGAACCAUCUCUUCGACCAAUGGAUUCACACUUGGAAUGCCAAGUCCGUUGAGUCUGAAAAACUCCUUGGUGAUAAAAAUCUUCUCCAUUUUUGCGGUCUGCUUACCCAUAAAACUCUCUCUCCUCCUACUGAAGAGAUUCUCAAUCUUGUUCCUAUCCUUCUAUCAUGCAGAUAUCAGAUGUCAUGACCGGGAGAUCACUCUCUAUCUUCCGGGAGACGAAUCGAUCACUUUCUUUGGCUCCAGGAAUCGUUCAUUGCCUCAUGUUGUUUCGAUGGCGAAAGCCACUAAGCUACUGCGACGAGGCAACUGCCAGGGUUAUCUGGUGAGCCUUGUCGACGAUUCUCAGAAAGCGCGAUCACCUCAUGAUGUUCCAAUUGUUCGCGAGUUUGUGGACGUGUUCCCAGACGAGCUUCAAGGAGGACCACCUAACCGGCAGGUGGAGUUCUCUAUCGAUCUUAUUCCAGGGGCCGGUCCAGUAUUCAAAGCCCCGUAUCGUAUGGCGCCUAAGGAAAUGCAGGAGCUUAAGACUCAAAUUCAGGAGUUGUUACGACUCGGUUUCAUCCGACCGAGCGUGUCACCGUGGGGAGCACCCGUUCUCUUUGUUAAGAAGAAGGACGGAUCCAUGCGCAUGUGUAUCGACUACCGGGAUCUUAACCGGUUGACGAUCAAGAACAAGUAUCCGCUUCCCAGGAUCGACGAUUUAUUUGAUCAGUUGAGGGGAGCCUGU